This is a messenger RNA of Sciurus carolinensis (gray squirrel), 6189 nucleotides long. It is a transcript of the gene Ndor1, whose product is annotated as NADPH dependent diflavin oxidoreductase 1. Gene Ontology annotation, cellular component: cytosol. The record is from RefSeq and is a predicted model, not a curated record. NCBI's taxonomy places the organism in Eukaryota, Metazoa, Chordata, Mammalia, Rodentia, Sciuridae. The transcript is spliced from 13 exons. Gene Ontology annotation, molecular function: FMN binding; NADPH-hemoprotein reductase activity; flavin adenine dinucleotide binding. Bases 3084 to 5123 code for a protein of 679 amino acids.
UUGGACUACGCCUGGCGCCGGUCAGCCCCUGUUGGGGACGAACCCCGGACACGCCCCCGGUCCUCGCACUUCAUCCUGGUGGCCCCCACUUCCGCCUCUGCGCCCUGGGUUCCAGGGGCCCCGGGCGGGCCCGGAGGGCCGGGGUCUGGAGCGCCCCCGAGCGGACCCCAGGCCAGCGCUGCGGGUGACCUUGGCUGAGCCUGGACUUCCUCCUUGCACCAGCACCCAGCCUGCAAGUUCCCUUCACUGAGGGCGCAGCGAGGGAGCUGUCAGGACCCGGGCGGACAAGGGUGCAGGUUACUACACAGGCCUCCGACCUCAUGACCUAGGUGGGGAGUGCUAUUAACAUUGAGUGUCCUCCAACAGUGGAUCCUCAGCAGAGGUCCCCUGGAAGAAGAACUCUCUCCAGCAGCAACUAUGUCUCUGCAAAGACAGAGACCUUUGGUCUGAGGGUCACUUCUCAGCUUCUGGGCCCCCUGACAGUCUGCAGCUGCCACCACCAUAACUCUGCCUCACCUUCUCAACCGCUCCAUUAAGCUGGAGAAAAACUGGAUUUCAGUCUUCCAGAAGCUUUUCAAAUCAUCUUUCCAAAGCUUCAUGCUCAUCACUUCUGCAGCAACAGGCUGCCAAUUCCAAAUUACCAAAAUAAAAGAGGAGCACACAAAACACAGAUUCUAAAAAUAAAUAACCUUACAAGGAAAACCGGCCAAGGUUCAGCUUGUAUCUGUCUUUGACAAAAGUCAUGCCAAUUUUGGUAGCUGUGAGACGAACUAUACACAUCGUCUCCAACUCAGGUACUGUAAAAGCUAACAUGACCAAGCACCCCUCCCAUCCCUCCCAGGCAAGGGGUACAUGAAGCUCACUGUUGGCCAAGCUGCUGUGUUGGAGCAGCAGUCAGCAGGCCUGUUCUGUGAAAGGCCAGACAGUGUUUUAGCCCAGUGGGUCUCAACAGGAACAGUUCUGUCCCCCAGAGGACUUACCAAUGUCAGGCUAAACUUUUGGGUGUCACAAGUGAAGGAGUCUGCUGGCAUCCAGUUUAGUAGAGGGCAGAGAUGAUGCUGAACCUCCUACACACUUAAGACAGUCCUUCCUACACCCUCAACAAAGACCACCUGGCCCAAAAGGCUAAAAUGAUGAGAUUGAGACACAUUUGCUCUCUGUCACACAUUUAUCUUUGCUGUUAUUUUGGAGUUUGUUUUUGUACGGGGAUUAAGUGUGACCUUGUUUCAAGAUAAAAAAAUUAAAAGGCUGGGGAUGUAGCUCAGUGGUUAAGUGUCCCCAGGUUCAAUCUGCAGUAUCAAAUAAAAAAAUAGCCUUGGGCCAUUGGGUGCCAUCCCUGCUCUACAGGUCCCCAGUGAGACCCAAUAACAACCAAGCCACUGGCAAGAAGUCAAGGGCUCUGGUGUCACAGAAACUAUUCAGCAAGUCCUCGACUCUGGGCUGGACUACUACCUUUCUCCUGCAGUGCAGAGUUGCUCAAUUCCUAUUUUCCAAGUAGUCUUCUACCACCACACUUUCUAGUCUACCUACAACCUCAACUAUGUAAACAGUUACUCCAUGUAGCAGGGAGCAUCUUGGCAUUCGUCUUAUUCAAGAGAGAAAUGGUGACAAUAUUCAUUUCAGGAAAACAUUCUCUUAUUUUAUUUUCAUUUCAGCAAAUGUUCUCAUUUGGCACCUAACUGGCAUCAAACCAAAGACUUCAGGCCAACAAACCUGGGCUGCUCACAAGCCCCCAAAAGUCGGUCUCCAUGCCAUGAGCAUCAGAGCACCUGUUUCCCUUUGGUCCCUUAGGAAGGCCUAAAUCUGUCUCAGAUGCACUAAUGAUGCUGGCCACAAGGUGGUGGGAAAGUCCUGAAAUUGCAGUCUACUGGACUAGGAAGCCAAGCUAUGACUUGCUAGUAGUGUUUUUUCAGGUAGCAGGUAUCCAGAUAGGGUCCUGAUCAUGCUCUUAUUAAGCAUUCUUCUGCCUCUGCCGGACCUGGAAUGAAGAAAGGGUCAUUCUCCCUCAUGGCACAGGGGAUCUGUGAGCUCUUCGGUCAGUGCUGCUGGCUGGACAAAAUCCUAGUCCAGUUUUGCCACCUUCGUAAAGAAGUACAUCCCCAGGAUCCAUGCUGAAGACUCGGAGCCCAAUGGGGCAUUUUCUUUAUGUGUGGUUUCCUUCUGUAAGAGAAGUUCAGGGCUGCCUGGGCUGGAUCCCUUUUUAGGAUCUCAAUUCAGGAGCUACUCAAAGGAUGAAUAACAGGAAAUACAGUUCAAGGAUGGAGGCUGCUCUUUUUUAACCCUGCUGAAGAAACAAUGUUAGACAUCACUGGCAUUGAGAAAAGUGGACAUUCAGCUGGGCACAGACUUGCUUUCAGACCAGGAUCUUUUCUCCAGCGUGAUGCAAGUAGGGCCUCAUCCAGAAGGCCAGCAGUUCAGUUGUGCAGCUCUCCUUCUCCAAUCCCUGAGAGACUAGUUGACGCGACAGGCGCGGAUCAUGAGCAGCUGCAGGAGAAUGAAGACCGGAGAUGCGAUCAGGCCAAACCAGAGCUCUCUUGUCUGCUCCACCAGCUUCUGGCACAGCAGCAUCUCAAAGACGAACUUGAGGCUAAGGACCGUAAGAACCCAGAAGAGACGCAGCACUGCCAGCCGCUUCUCCCCAUCUUGGAAGAGGCGCACGGACACGAUAGUGGUAAAGUAGGUGCUGAGUCCGUCAGCUGCAAAGAAGGGCACGAACACGUUCCACCAGGAGAGGCCCGGGGCUAGGCCGUCCACUCUCAGUGCCAGAAGCACGGAGAACACCAACAGGGCCAGCAGGUGCACGAAGAUCUCGAAGGUGGCGAAGCCCAGCCACUGAACCAGCUCCCGCAAGGAGAAGAGCAUCUCGCCGGCCGAGCGCUGGCCGGAGCCCGGCCGAGCGCGCCCCUCCCAGCGCCGCGCCUCUUCUGUCCACGGGCCCGGCCGCCGCCCGCCGCCGCUGCGAGCGGGAGGCAGCGAGCGGCCCCGCCUGCGCCAGUCCCCAGCCCCGGAGCGCCGCCGAUCCCCCGGCUACGGUCCGGGACCCAGCACUGGCCGCUCGCGGACGCCCGCCGCGCCCGGACGCCAUGCCCUGCCGGCGCGAGCUGAUGGCGUCACUUCCGGUCGACGGCGGAAGCGGGAGUCGGCAGCGACUUCCGGGCCGGCUCCUGCGGCGGGGCUCCUGGCGCCCUAAGAUGCCUACUCCGCGGCUGUUGGUGCUCUUCGGCAGCCAGACCGGCACGGCUCAGGAUGUGGCCGAGAGGCUGGGCCGCGAGGCGCAGCGCCGGCGGCUGGGCUGCCGCGUGCAGGCGCUGGACUCGUAUGCCGUGGCCAAUCUGAUCAGGGAGCCCUUGGUGAUAUUUGUUUGUGCGACUACUGGGCAAGGAGACCCUCCUGACAACAUGAAGUCCUCUUCCCCUUCCCGAUACCCUCCCUGCUACAGGGUCAGCCUAGAGGUCGGGGCCCUGACGUGGGUUUCCUGUGCCUGUAGAACUUCUGGAGGUUUAUAUUCCGGAAAAACCUGCCGUCCACUUCCCUGUGUCAGAUGGACUUUGCCGUCGUGGGCCUUGGGGACUCCGCCUACACCAAUGGGGCAGCCUCGCUGUAUCCACAGGUUCAACUUUGUGGCCAAGAAGUUGCACCGCCGGCUGCUGCAGCUUGGGGGCAGUGCCCUCAUGCCCAUGUGCUUGGGGGAUGACCAGCAUGAGCUGGGGCCUGAUGCCACCAUCGACCCCUGGUUGGGAGACCUGUGGGAAAAGGUGCUGAGGUUGUACCCAGUGCCCCUUGACCUCCCUGUGAUCCCCCCUGGAGUCCCCUUACCCUCCAAGUUCACCCUCCAGUUCAUCCAGGAGGCCCCCAACCCAGGCUCCAAGGAGUCGUGCCUAGCCAGCCCAGAGUCUCUGGGACCCCCGUCAGAGUCCCAGCCCUUCCUGGCACCCAUGGUCACCAACCAGAGGGUCACAGGUCCCUCACACUUCCAGGAUGUUCGGCUGAUUGAGUUCGACAUCACAGACUCUGGCCUCAGGUCCCCACCUGAGGCUCCAGUGCACCAAGGUCUUCUGCUUCCACUGCAGAUGUCCCCUGCCCACCAGAACUGCCCCAGCCCUGUUCCGUGUGGCACCUCGUGUCCCAGUACCUGGAUAUUGCCAGCGUGCCUCGUCGCUCCUUCUUUGAGCUCCUGGCCUGUCUCUCCCUGCACGAGCUGGAGCGAGAGAAGCUGCUGGAGCUCAGUUCUGCCCAAGGCCAGGAAGAUCUCUGCGAGUACUGCAGCCGGCCUCGCAGGACCAUCCUGGAGGUGGGCGAGUCGGUGGGGAGGCCACAGAGCCCUGAGCCAUGGUCGCUGUGGCUCUGCUGAGACUCUCUCUGUCCAGGUAUUGUGUGACUUCCCACACACAGCGGGUGCCAUCCCCCCAGACUACCUGUUGGACCUCAUCCCACAGAUCCGGCCGCGGGCCUUCUCCAUCGCCUCCUCCCUGCUGGUUCAUCCUAGGCGGCUCCAGAUCCUUGUGGCUGUGGUGCAGUACCAGACACGCCUCAGGGAGCCCCGCCGGGGUCUCUGCUCCUCCUGGCUGGCAUCCCUGGACCCGGAGAAAGGACCUGUCCAGGUACCUCUGUGGGUGCGACCUGGGGGCCUGGCCUUCCCAGAGACACCAGACACACCUGUGAUCAUGGUGGGGCCUGGCACUGGCGUGGCCCCCUUCCGAGCAGCUAUUCAGGAACGCGUGGCCCAGGGCCAGACUGUCUCGAGGCCCCCUUUGUGUUCUCCAGGAAACUUCUUGUUUUUUGGCUGCCGCUGGCAGGACCAAGACUUCUACUGGGCAGCUGAGUGGCAGGAACUGGAGAAGAGGGGCUGCCUGACUCUGGUCACAGCCUUUUCCCGGGAGCAGGGGCAGAAGGUGUACGUGCAACACCGACUCCGGGAGCGAGGACCACUGGUCUGGGAGCUGCUGGACCACCAUGGCGCCUACUUCUAUUUGGCCGGCAAUGCUAAGUACAUGCCAGCAGAUGUCACGGAAGCCCUGAUGUCCAUCUUCCAGGAGGAGGGUGGGCUCUCCCACCCCAAUGCAGCUACCUACCUUGCCAGACUCCAGCGGACACUGCGCUUCCAGACUGAGACCUGGGCCUGAGAAGCCACCUAGCCAAGGGGCCAGUUGUCACCUCUUGACCCUGUUUAAUACCUGAGUCCUGGAACCAUAUCAGACCAGGGCUGGGGCUCCCAGGCCUCAGCUGGCUCAAAGGGCCCUCCUUGCACACAGGCACACUCCAGGGGACCCAGAACCCCACACUCUCAGCCUUGACUCCACUGGCUCCUCUCACUUGCACCACACCAUCCCAUUUCCCCAUCAGGUUGGUGCCCUGGUCUGGUGCAGUGCCCCAGGAAGGCCCCACCCUGAUGGGUACCAGGAGCCGGUGAGGGCUCCACUGCCCUCUGUAGCUUGCAGCGACCAUGCUGUUCCGGUCACCCUGUAGCACCCACAGAGCUUGGGCUAUGGUUGGAGGCCACCAGGACCCCCUGACUUUCUGAGAAGCAGAUCCUUUGCUGAUCCUGGAAACCUUGGCAAUAAACAUGGCCUCUGGACAGCUGCACCCAUGUGUGCUUUUCUACCUUCCUGGUGCUAUGGGUGGUGGGUGGGCCACAGCUCCUCUGCACGGGUUGAACUGGGGAUGACCCUUUCCUGGCACAUGCACCUGUAUGGGCACUCUUAAGCCAUUGGUCAGCUGUCUUCCUGAGCGCCCUUGUACUAGGGUGUUGUACCUGGAUGGUGAGCGCCUGCCAUUGCACACUUGUACCUAAGGUCUUGAACUCAGCCCCAGCCCUGCCCCACCGCCAACUACCAAGCAGCAGGUCCUCCAGAACCACGAGGAGGCGCUGGGACUGGGGGCGGGGCGCCGAGGGGCGAGGCAUGCAGUCCCGCCCCUUGGCGGGGCCCUGACUCUAGGAGGGGCACACUGUGGGAGGAGUCCACGUCUGCGAGGAGCUGAGGAGUGUUUGUCCGUGCUCUCUGGAGGGACCCCGCUUGGGCCGUGGAGCCACCUGGAGCUGGCACGCAGCAGCGGCCCAUAAGAAGUUUACUCCCAUUGGGGCCAGCAAGCCCAGAGGUGCGACUGGAGGUCAGUGCUCCUACGAAACAGCGGGUGGAGUGCAGAUCCUGCCGAGACCCGAGGGCCACAGACUCACCCCACGACCGCCUC